Mollisia scopiformis is the source of this 1507-nucleotide messenger RNA. RefSeq names its product glycoside hydrolase family 18 protein. The record is from RefSeq and is a predicted model, not a curated record. Gene Ontology annotation, cellular component: extracellular region. Bases 201 to 1382 code for a protein of 393 amino acids. Lineage: Eukaryota; Fungi; Ascomycota; Leotiomycetes; Helotiales; Mollisiaceae. Gene Ontology annotation, biological process: chitin catabolic process; carbohydrate metabolic process. Gene Ontology annotation, molecular function: chitin binding; chitinase activity. The transcript has 2 exons.
CAAGUCAAACAUAAAUGCAUCGCCACACCCCACAUUUCUAAACAUUCAUAAAACACUUUCUCACCUUGAUCAUUCUCAUCGUGGCCAUAAUACAACGCAUUCUACUCUUCGCAGGUCCUCUGUUCAUUAUUUCCCUUGGACUGCUCAUCUCACGAUUCCAAACAACCCCGCUAGAACCACCUGAUAUUCUAGACUUCAAGAUGGGAGGAGGCGAUGGGUAUCGUUCUGUGGCUUACUUCGUCAACUGGGCUAUUUAUGGGAGGAAACAUAGACCUCAAGAUCUACCGGCGGACAAACUCACUCAUGUGCUCUAUUCUUUUGCUAACGUGAAACCGGAUAGCGGGGAAGUAUAUCUCACCGACCUCUGGGCGGACAAAGAUAUUCACUGGGAAGGCGACUCCUGGAACGAUGUCGGCGAGAAUCUGUACGGAUGCAUGAAGCAACUCAACCUCCUCAAACAGCAAAACCGCUCCCUAAAAGUCCUCCUUUCAAUAGGCGGCUGGACAUACUCCUCCAACUUUCCCGUCCCAGCAUCAAGUGCCGCCGGCCGCCAAAAGUUCGCCGCCUCAGCCGUCGACCUGAUCAAGGACUUCGGCUUUGAUGGUAUAGACAUCGACUGGGAAUACCCCAAGUCCCGCACCGAAGCCGAACACUUCGUUCUCCUGCUCAAAGAGUGCCGUGAAGCUAUGGAUCGCUAUUCCGCUACGCUUCCUCAUGGCCACCAUUUUGAGCUCACGGUAGCGUGUCCUGCCGGCGCGCAAAACUACCAGAACAUGGACCUUCGGGGCAUGGAUCAGUAUCUCGAUUUCUGGAACAUGAUGGCUUAUGAUUAUGCCGGGUCAUGGGAUUCUCACGCUGGGCAUCAGGCGAAUUUGUGUGCGUCGAGCGAUAGUAAGAAGACGCCGUUUAAUACUGAGCAAGCUGUGGAGUAUUACAAGAGUCAGGGGGUAAGAAGUGAGAAGAUCGUGCUAGGUAUGCCGCUUUAUGGGCGGGCGUUUGAGAAUACGGAUGGGAUUGGCAAGCCGUAUGGAGGUGUGGGGCAGGGCACUUGGGAGAAUGGUGUUUUUGAUUAUAAGGCGUUGCCGCUGGCUGGGGCGGAGGAGAGAUAUGAUGGUGAGGCGAGAGCGUCGUAUAGUUAUGAUGCGGCAAAGAGACAUUUGGUGUCGUAUGAUACGUGUCAGAUGGCGAGAGAGAAGGCGGAGUGGAUUAAGAGGAAUAGGCUUGGUGGUGGGAUGUGGUGGGAGAGCUCGGCGGAUAAGCAGGGUGGAGAGAGCUUGAUUGGGAAUGUGGUGAGUGUAUUUGGGGAACUGGAGAGGAAGAAAAAUUGUAUCGAGUAUCCGCAUUCGAAAUUUGAGAAUCUCAGGAAGGGAUUUCAGGCGUAGGGCUUUAGCAGUAGGGAAACUUUGGUCUUUGUAUACCUAACUAAGAAACAGGCAUGGAUCUUCAAAAAUUGAAUGUCAUCAUUUUAGGCGUUUCAAAAAGUCAAGAUGCCGGGUUCAAUUUGCGU